AUGGGUUACUCGUGCCAUGGAUUCAGACAGCCCAAGGAAUUCUUCGAAAGUUGGAUUUUCCCACAGGAUGUCAGGAAUUCACAGAUUCACGGUGUUUCACCUGCACUUUGUGAAUCUUGCCCUGGCUUCUGCUUUUUGGUUUUUACUAUGGAGUUUUCUACAGCCCAGUGGAUCCCGAUUCCCUACUCAAAGGCCAGUGGACUGGCGAGCGAUUUGACACUUACAGAUUCGAAUAACGCAGAGGCCUAUAACGAGUUGCUUGGGCAAGGUGGUAUCCAGCUUGACGACUUCUUUGCAGCACCGGUGGGGUCUACUGGCAAUAUCCAAACCUUUUCACAAGACCUUCCAAGCACCUUCAUAGCGCAGGACGUUGGUGAAGAUGGAGGUUUUGAUCCAUUCGUUAUGGGAAUGAACAUGGACCCAGUUUGGCCAAUGACCUCGUUCGGUUCAGAACCCAGUCUUUUUGCAAGCAUCGAUGACGGGGCAUUGCCUGCAAUGGAUGAUAAUCAAACCAACCCCAUUGAUAAUGUCGGGAGCUUUGAUCAGACUGCGGCUGCCAAUAACAUGGAACCUAGUACUACUGGGCAAUCCAAUUCUACAGCUGUAAUCCAAUCUGGAUCCAUGCCUGAAAACCAGACUAUGGUAGGUCUGCAGGGCCCAGAAGCCCUUGGCUUAGCUUCUACCAUGUUCGCUCGUGGAAGGGCGCCUAUCAGCGUUCCUAUGAAUGGCGUUCAGCAGAAUACUCUGAAGCAGACGCGCGAAACCCUACCGAUGGGAUUCAGCCCAAUGGAUUUUUUCGGUUUUGCUGGUACUGCUGUUAACAACUCGGGCGCCUCAUAUGACAAUGACGAAGCCAAUGAGGCCUUUCUAAAUAUUGGAAACAACCUUUUGAGAAAUGCCGAGAACAACAACAACAACUAUGUGAACAAUGCUUCCAGCAACUAUGCGAACAAUGCUUCCAACAACCUCGUGGAAAAUGCUUUGGAAAAUGCUCCGGACAAUCAGGCGGAUAAUGCCUCGAGGGGCUCAUACAAUUCCACACCCACCGAGCAGGCCGCAAGCACAUUCGGCAAUGAAAUCGGAAAACAGAAUGGCUCUUCAAAUGGAUCUCAAAAGAGUACUCCUCCUUCGCAGCCAGUUCAUGCUGCUGGUGGGCCCCAGGGAACAGCUAUGCCGACAAUCCAAGUCGAUAGAAACCGAUCUAAUUCUGGCUCUUCGCGCAAUUCUGGUACCUCCCAGAGAUGCAAAGCAUCCUCGCCUGUGGAUCAGAUUACUGGAAACACUGGAAGCGAAAACACCGGCAAUCAGAUUACUGGACAUCAGAUCUUUGGAAGCCAGGUUGCUGGGCAUCAGAUCACCGGUAAUCAUGGCAUUGGAUUUACACCCCAGCAAUGGACUCAGGCGUGCCAGGGUAUCUUCUCUUCUCAGCAGGUUGCCAGUCAAAAUAACAGAGUGAUCCGGUCUUCGCCAGAGUCUGGAUCUGGACCGAUGAACUCCAGCCCACCCGACUAUCUGCCUGGCCAGCUUGGGACAGCCGAGGAACUUAAUCAAGAUGGCUCAUCAGGAGGAAGCGGGUUUUCUGUGCAGCAGAACACACACCCCCAUGCGUAUCAUUUGGCCGCUGUUCAGAGCGAAGCCACCAUCCCAGUUGAUAUGUCUGGCCAGCCGGUCGUCACCGCUCCAGCCCCUGUCCAUAACCUACAGCCAAGCUUCGUUCCACUGAUCGAGCAGCUGAUGAACCCUGAAGUUUAUAACAUCGACUGCAGUACAUUGUAUGCUUCAGUCGAAGAAGCCAGGGCAGCCCGUCCGGUGCAGGAUGGUGUUCGAGAGGAUACAACCCUGCCCACCAAUGAUCUCCAGAAACAGGCGAUUGUUAGAGCCCUCACCAAGGCAAUGUUCAGUACCCAGAACGCCGAAGACAACCCCGGAAUGAUUAAGCCAUUCAAAGAGGGCAAGUAUAGCGCCGAGAGGGUCGAGUGUGUCUGCUGGGAGAUACUGGACUGCGUUAUUACCAGACAAAUCUCGGGCUCAUUGUUGGCAGUUCAUGGACUGAAGAAAAAGAUUACGAGCGAUUUGAUGACGUUCGCCGAACAUGCUCCAUACAUGCAUCAAUUUGUUGAUGAUCCGCAGGCUGCCUAUAAGCGUGUCAUUGCGAAUAAGACACUGAAUAAGCGCAAGGGAGAAGUGAUGAAUGCGGGCAAGCAAGUUCUUGGUGCCAAAAAGGCCGCUGAAUCUAACGCAAUCAGCCAGUCGGUUAAGGUUGCCGCCCCUGCAAUGCCCACAGCAUCUACCAUGCCGAACAUGGCCAACGUGCCUGCAGUGACUAACGCCGGUGUUGCAAUGACUCCAAACAACAAUCCCGGAAGCAUUGCAGCGACCGGAAGAAACCCACCUCCUGCCACUCCAACCCAUAUGUCCCAGCCGGUGAACCUCAUGGCCCCGGCAAACAGAGCGAGAUACCAAAUGCCGAUGAGCGCAGGCACUCCAACACCUGUUAACCAAGUCAGACUGGGUCCAGUGCAAUACCACUCGGCACCUCUGAACAGAAUUGCCGCUGCUCAAGCAUAUCACAACCGUAUGAUGGGUGGCCCAACCUCGCAUCCAAGAACAAAUGCCGGCUCCGUCACAAUGCCCCCGACCACUCAGGCUUCUCCUUCUCCUUAUGACCCAGAACAAACCCUUAACAACUUGUUGCUACGUAAUUUGAUGGCGAAUCAGAAUCAAGUUGCUCCUGAAACCAUGUCAUACCCACAAAUGGGAUACCAAUCACGGAUGGUCAACCCACACCAAAUGGGCAGCCAACCCCAAAUGGGACACCAAACCCAUAUGGGACCUCAAACACAGGUGCCAGGCACUGGAUCAGGUACACGCAAACGCAGAAGGGAAGAAUCAGAUGCCGAAGACACUUCUCCUUCCGCCAAGCGGCAGCAUUAA
This is a messenger RNA of Aspergillus welwitschiae, 2934 nucleotides long. RefSeq lists its product as uncharacterized. The transcript is spliced from 6 exons. The record is from RefSeq and is a predicted model, not a curated record. NCBI's taxonomy places the organism in Eukaryota, Fungi, Ascomycota, Eurotiomycetes, Eurotiales, Aspergillaceae. The coding region runs from base 1 to 2934 and encodes 977 amino acids.